CUCUCCAAGUUUGGGAAGGUGUCCGGAAGGGUUUUCUGAGAUUACUUCUCUGAGCAUGAACGGAAGUCACCCUUUGAGCCUUCUGCGGGGAUUUUAAUGAUAGGUGCCAUAUUCAGGACAGAGUAACCUAUUUCCAUUCUGUUCUUCCCGCUGCACCCUCAAGCGGGUUACCUGCUGACAAGAAAAUAAAGACAGCAUUCAGAGAAGUCUUAAGGCAACCUUACGCCUCAUCUUCCCAUAGUAAAGAUGGCGGCGCGCUGAGUGCAAACUGCCGGCAACACCACUUCCGUGUUUCUCUUGUGCUUUGGUCCAAGAUGGCGGACGAAGCCACUCGGCGUGUGGUGUCUGAGAUCCCGGUGCUGAAGACUAACGCUGGACCCCGAGAUCGGGAGUUGUGGGUGCAGCGACUGAAGGAGGAAUAUCAAUCUCUUAUCCGGUAUGUGGAGAACAACAAGAAUGCAGACAAUGAUUGGUUCCGACUGGAGUCCAACAAGGAAGGGACUCGGUGGUUUGGAAAAUGCUGGUACAUCCAUGACCUCCUCAAAUAUGAGUUUGACAUCGAGUUUGACAUUCCUAUCACAUAUCCUACUACUGCUCCAGAAAUUGCAGUCCCUGAACUGGAUGGAAAGACAGCAAAGAUGUACAGGGGUGGCAAAAUAUGCCUGACUGAUCACUUCAAACCUUUGUGGGCCAGGAACGUGCCCAAGUUUGGACUAGCUCAUCUCAUGGCUCUGGGGCUGGGUCCAUGGCUGGCAGUGGAAAUCCCUGAUCUGAUUCAGAAGGGCGUGAUCCAGCACAAAGAGAAAUGCAGCCAAUGAAGGAUCAAGCCACUGAGGCAGGGCAGAGGGACCUUUGAUAGGCUACAUUCCUGUUUUCCUGUGCAUCUUAUCUGCUUCCCUCCACCCUUAGUUGUUACUAAGUAGCUACAGAAGGCAUUGCUGGAAAGAAAAACAACAACAACAACAAAACCACCCAACAGUAUUGCUACUGAGUUUCUAAGGCUGCACAGGAAAGAGAAGGACUGGGCCUUGGAAACCAAGAGGCAAUUUGUAUCCUCUCCCCAGGUGGAGCUAUGUGAGAUCUGGAGGCAUAGGGGGUAACUGAAAGUGAGUACAUAGCCUUUCUGGUUUCUGGAGAUAACCCAUCAAUAAAAGCUGCUUCCUCUG
Molecule: messenger RNA, 1166 nt
Organism: Propithecus coquereli (Coquerel's sifaka)
Lineage: Eukaryota; Metazoa; Chordata; Mammalia; Primates; Indriidae
Gene: UFC1
Product: ubiquitin-fold modifier conjugating enzyme 1
Exons: 6
Coding region: 315-818 (167 amino acids)
Biological process (GO): protein K69-linked ufmylation
Cellular component (GO): cytoplasm
Molecular function (GO): UFM1 conjugating enzyme activity
Source: RefSeq, a predicted model, not a curated record